Messenger RNA from Dipodomys ordii (Ord's kangaroo rat), 896 nucleotides. RefSeq names its product peroxisomal biogenesis factor 11 alpha (gene Pex11a). NCBI's taxonomy places the organism in Eukaryota, Metazoa, Chordata, Mammalia, Rodentia, Heteromyidae. The record is from RefSeq and is a predicted model, not a curated record. The coding region runs from base 117 to 785 and encodes 222 amino acids. Gene Ontology annotation, biological process: peroxisome fission; regulation of peroxisome size. Gene Ontology annotation, cellular component: peroxisomal membrane. The transcript has 3 exons.
AAAAAAAAAAAAGAAAGAGAGACUCUGGGGUGCCAACAUUGCAGUGUUUUGCAACUCUUAAGUAACCCUCAGGAGUAGAGAUUUAAAUCUUUCACAGAGCCACUCAGUACACAUGCAUGUUGCUUAGAUAUUUGUUAGAGUCUAAAGCUGGCAGCGAGAAGCUGGUAAUGAAGCUCAAGAAAUUGGAGUCCAGUGUGAGCUCUGGUCGCAAGUGGUUCAGACUGGGCAACGUGGUGCACGCCGUGCAGGCGACGGAGCAGAGCAUCCGCGCGGCCGACCCGGUGCCGCGCCUGUGCCUCACACUAGCCAACCUGAACCGCGUGGUCUACUUCGUCUGCGACACCGUCCUCUGGGCGAAGAGCGUGGGCCUGGCCUCCCGCGUCCACCGGGAGCGGUGGCAGCUGCGCGCCGCCCGCCACUACUACUGCUUCCUCCUGCUGAGCCUGCUCCGAGACCUGUACGAGAUUGCGCUGCACCUGGCACAGGCCGCGGACCGCGGGGCCGGGAGAGAGAAAGCCCCCCUGGACGCCCAGGGGUGGCAGGCGGGGGACCACGGGGAGAGCGAGCAGCUCCAGCCCUCCGUCCUGCUCCUCUUCCGAUCUCUGAAGCGGCACCCACCCCUGCUCCUGGACACAGUGAAGAACUUGUGCGACAUCCUCAUCCCUCUGAACCAGCUGGGCCUCUGCAGGCCCAGCCUCGGCAUCAUCGGGCUGGGGGGCCUGCUGUCCUCGCUGGUGGGCAUGGUCACCGUGGCCUACCCCCAGAUGAAGCUGAAGACGCGCUAGGCCGCUCGGAGCCCGCGCCAGCCCCUGGCCGUGCAGAUGACAUACGUCUGGGAAAAUAGGCAUUUGUGUUAGCCACCAGCCGGGUUAGACUCUGCUUAGGGUUUUUUUUUU